AUGUCUAACCCAUUCGAUUUAUUAGGUAAUGAUGUUGAAGAUGCUUCUACUCCGUUGGUCACCAAGGAAUUAGUUAAGAAUAACACUUCCUCCAAGAAGACUGAUGUUAACCCAAGAGCUGACAAAUCUAAGGCCAAGCAUAGACCAGCUCCAACUGGUAAUGAAGGUGCCAUCAAGGAUAAGAACGCUGGUAGAAAGAACAACAGAUCUAGAACUCCUCCAGAAAGCAGCAGGGCCCCAAGAGGUGGUAACAGCAGAAGAGACCGUGGUGACAGAUCUGGUAAGACCGACACUGCCAAGAAAGUUAACCAAGGUUGGGGUGACAACAAAAAGGAAGAAGAAUUUGAAGAAGAGGGUGAAGCUGAUGCUAAGGCUGAAUUGAAAGCUGAUGCUGAAGCUGAAGCUUCUGAAGAUGCUGCACCAGCUGUUAUUUCUUUGGCUGCCUAUUUGAAUGAAAAUAAGGCUGCUGGUUUGGACACCGUCGUUGCUCCAAAGAAGGUUGACCAAUUGGAAGGUGUUGAAUUGUUAGUUAAGAAGGAAGAAGUUUAUGUUGAACCUACCAAGGCUAAGAAAGUUAAGUCCAAGCAAUUGAAGACCAAGCAAUUCUUGGACUUUGACGUUUCCUUUGCUGACAACAACAGAAACAGUGGUAGAGGUAACGGUAGAGGUAGAGGUAACGGUAGAGGUAGAGGUAAUGGUAGAGGUAGCUUCAGAGGUAGAGGUAACGGUAGACCUAACAGAGACACUCAAGAAAAGAAAGAAGCCCCAGUCUACAAAGCUGAAAACUUUCCAUCUUUGGCCUAA
This is a messenger RNA of Saccharomycodes ludwigii, 804 nucleotides long. RefSeq names its product Stm1p (gene STM1). The transcript has a single exon. The coding region runs from base 1 to 804 and encodes 267 amino acids. The record is from RefSeq and is a predicted model, not a curated record. Lineage: Eukaryota; Fungi; Ascomycota; Saccharomycetes; Saccharomycodales; Saccharomycodaceae.